This is a messenger RNA of Amblyraja radiata (thorny skate), 3364 nucleotides long. RefSeq names its product retinoblastoma binding protein 8-like (gene rbbp8nl). The record is from RefSeq and is a predicted model, not a curated record. Bases 554 to 2164 code for a protein of 536 amino acids. Gene Ontology annotation, molecular function: damaged DNA binding. NCBI's taxonomy places the organism in Eukaryota, Metazoa, Chordata, Chondrichthyes, Rajiformes, Rajidae. Gene Ontology annotation, biological process: DNA double-strand break processing involved in repair via single-strand annealing. The transcript has 14 exons.
CACUCUUCAAAUUUGUAAGGGGCAAUGUCUUAACAGCAGCUGCAAAAACAAAAUGAAGGUGGCAUCACCGUCUUCAGAAGAUUAAAUAAUGCAGUGAGUGGCUUCAGUCCAAUUGGACAUUUGGAACAACUCACUUAAUAGGGUGUAUUAAUAGGGUGCUUGAAGAAAUUUUAAGAAUUAAGCAAAAAGGUUCUAUCUUACAGAAAAAUACAUUAAACCUGCUUUCAUUCAAAGAAGUGCCUUGGAAAAAAUAAUUUCCAGCUUACGAAGGAAACAUUUAUGAAGUAGUUAAAUAAUAUUGAAAGAACUAGUUUUACCUGUUAUAAAAUUAUAGCAAAACCUGUCUGUCAGGUUUACUGAACCUUUCUUUCUUUAGUGCAGCUGCUAGUACUGGAAAAAAACACACAAACUAGAUUUGCAAGUAUGUGCUAACAGUGCUUUGUACCAUCCUGUUGCCUCCAUGAAUCCUGCUGAACUUCGUCUAGGAUUCGGGUGGAAAGUACACAAGUGCGUGAAAACCUUUUUAAACAGCUACUCAGGAGUGCAGUGAGGAAUGGCUACAGACAACUUCACCGAUGUAUGGGCAAAGCUCAAAGAUCUGCAUGAACAAGAAGUGCGAGGACUGUACACAAAGUUAACUGAAAUAAACAUGGAGCGAUGUCUUGAUGCACAGAGAUUGGACGAGUUGUUUAGCAAGAACCAUCAGCUGAGGGAGCAGCACAAGAUAAUGAAUGAUAAUGUCAAGGUUUUGGAAAACAGGCUCCGAGCAGGUCUUUGCGAUCGAUGCACAGUCACACAGGAGUUGGCCAGGAAAAAGCACCAGGAAUUUGAAACAUCUCAACUCCAAAGCCUUCAGCACAUUUCUGUUCUCACUCAUGAAAUCAGUGGAUUGAAAGAGGAAAACGAGUUACUUCAUCAGGAGCUGAGAAAGCUGAAAUACUUCUUACAGCAAAGUCAUAGUACCUCCCGGGGAAACCGCUCCUUGUCAGACAAUAGCAUAUCUUUUGAUUCAUCCUUGAACCACAGACGGAAGCAAAGUUUGGAUGCCGUUCACAAUCCAAUGUCGGAGCAUCAAAGGCUCAAACACAACUUCAGGCUUCCCUCACAAGAAACCUUCACAAACCCCAAAAGACCUUUUCACAAUCUGCCUGACCUUUCAAUGUUUGAUUGGCAUCCUCAAAGAAUAUCUAACCAGUUGCAUGGAACAAUCGCACUAGUACAGUCUAGCUCUACACCUUGCUGUACAUCAGAGAAAGAUGUUACUUCAGCAGAGUUUGGUAUGAAACUCCAAGAGCAGAGGCAUUACGAGGAGGCACAUAAUUGGUCUAAAGGCUACAGGAGAAGCCAGUCUGCCGCAGAACAAUCUAACAAUAUACACAAAAUACAAACUGAGGAAAGUCAAAAUGGCCGCUGUAAAAAUUCUGAGGGAAAUGCUAAUGGAUCUGGGGAGAAACCUUUGGAUUUAUCAGAUUACUGCAAAAAUAAGGAUUCGUCCACACAUGGAAGUGAAUCGUCCAUUCAAUAUGAGUCUAAGAAGGCAAAAUUUGAAGAACCUCUCCAGAAGAAGUGCACUCAUGAUGGUUUAGCGAGUGAAAUUUCCCAGGGCAAUAUGCACUCUUAUGAACCAGUCGGCAAGACGAUGAGUGAUGAAGCACCCAGUAGAGACAAAGAUAAGGCACAGGAAGUGUUGAGUCCCAAAGAUGAAUUAAAAAUGAGUGACAAUGAAGACAAAGUGUACAAGAAUUUGAACAUUAAGGCACAAUAUGACAGCACUUCUAGAUCCAGGGAUCCAGAUGACAAUCGGAGAAUUAGAAUGAAACUGUGCACAAAGAGACUCAAGAGCAGGGAUGAUGGAAGUCCAACCGUGGAGGUACAUCUUCAGUUUUUGAACGGCCAGUCAGAUUCACCUGCUCUCUCUCAAUGUGAGGCCAUUGAUUCUCAAGAGAUAUAUGAGAAGCAAAGGAUUAAACCUGAAAAUGAGAAGCAACAAGCAGAAAAUAGUGCUGCCCAACCGAGGAAAAAGAAGAAGAAGAAACCUCAGGACUAUUGGACAUCUGCCAAAGCUAAGAAGAAAAUUAGAAAGCAAGAGUUAAUGAUUAAUGCUCAUCAUAGACCGCAGAGAAUGUAUACAAGAUUCAUACCACUGCAGUACUGUCACUUCUGAUCAUAUUUUCCUGUAUUAUCUAAUCUGUUCACUGAUGUUUCCACUGGGUCAACAGCACAUGUAGGAUUGAACACUGGUACAGGCACAAAAAAAAAUUGCUUUUCAUAAUCAGUAAUGUUACAUACUUAAAUAUCUAGGCCAAAUUAAAAUGUUAUGUCAACAGAAUAACAAUGUUGUAAAUAUCUUCCAGUUGUAUUUUCUAUUUUUUACACUGUUGCAAAAUGCCUUGAUUACUGAUAAAAUGGACCACCUCCAACUUUUUUUAUCCAUAUCAGUCAUUGCACAGGUUUGGUAGGCAAUAAAACAUUUGCAACUCAACACUACCAAGACACCAUAACAUUAACCUCUUCAUUGCUGCUUCCAUAUGUACGACAGAUGGACACAAAGUGCUGAAGUAACUCAGCGGGUCAGGCAGCAUUUCUGGAGAAAAAGGAUGGGUGAUGUUUCGAUUCGGGACACUUCUUCAGAGUCGGGGAUAGGAAGCCUGAAGAAAGGUUCCGACCCAAAACAUCACCCAUCCUUUUUCUCCAGAGAUGCCGACUGACCCACUAUCAGUUGGGCACUCCAGCGCUUUUUGUGUCUAUCUUUAGCAUAAACCAGCACCUGCAGUUCUUUGUUUCUCCAUAUGUACUACCAUCCUAAUUUGACAUUAUUCAAAGGACCUAACCUAGCCUGAGCUGCUUCCAGAGGUAGAUAUCUUACUUGAGUUUACAUUAUUACUGAUCUUUCCACCAACCUUCUCCUCUUUGCAACCAAUAUACUUAGGCAAUUCUUCAACCAUGUCCCAAUCCGGGCCAACUGUGCCCACUUCAUCCAUUUGCUGACGUGCUCCCUCUACACCAUCUCCUCAUCCACACCAUCUGCUAUUGUUUUUCCAACCAACACAGCCAUUUUCUUCUCUGAUUAUCUCUAUAACCAGUCCUUCCCUCCAAAGGGCUUCACCAAUACUGCCCACAGCAGAUUCCUGUCCCCAGCAUUCACAUGCCAUGGCCCGUCCCUUCCCCAGUUUCCCUUCUCCACAUUCUGCCUUCACCCUCAAAAUGGUUCUGAAUUGACUUUUUCUAAAUCUCCACUAUCCAGUAUUAAAUGGCAGAGGAUGGUACAAUGACACAGCUGGUGGAGCUGCUGCUUCACAGCACCAGAGACCCGUGUUUAAUCGUGACCUCGGGCGCUAUCUGCAUGGAGUUUGCACAUACACCC